Molecule: messenger RNA, 15170 nt
Organism: Solea senegalensis (Senegalese sole)
Lineage: Eukaryota; Metazoa; Chordata; Actinopteri; Pleuronectiformes; Soleidae
Gene: fat1a
Product: FAT atypical cadherin 1a
Exons: 31
Coding region: 197-14218 (4673 amino acids)
Biological process (GO): homophilic cell-cell adhesion
Cellular component (GO): plasma membrane
Molecular function (GO): calcium ion binding
Source: RefSeq, a predicted model, not a curated record
AAGGGAGGCAGUGAAGGGAAAGAGUGGGAGAGAGACUGAGAAGCUGCCUAGCGGUGGUGGCAGGAGUAACGGCCAGGAGAGAAGUCCAUGUAUUACCAUGCCGGGAUUUGGACUACCACAUAAACCACAUGCUAAACCUCCAAAUCUAUGAGACCGACAAUAUUAAAGGUGGUUCUGUGACGAUCACGGUACGAUAAUGGGGAAGUGCUUGGUUUCAUUGCUUGUGCUGCUCCUGCAGCUGCUCUGUGGUUGCGCAGGGAACCAAAGGAUGGCAAGGGCUGCCUCCAUGCAAUUCACCCACUCCGUUUACAAUGCCACCAUUUAUGAGAACUCUGCUGCUAAGACUUAUUUAGAGAGUCACACCAAGAUGGGGAUCUAUAUCACAGACCCAGCCUGGGAAGUACGGUACAAAAUCAUUGCUGGAGACAACGAGAACCUAUUCAAAGCCGAGGACUACCUGUUGGGAGAUUUUAGUUUUUUGCGAAUAAGGACCAAAGGUGGCAGCACUGCCAUUCUCAACCGGGAGGUUAAAGACCACUACAUGCUUACUGUUAAAGCCUCAGAGAGGAGCACCAACUUAGAAUGUCGCACUAGAGUUAAGGUGCAGGUACUGGACACCAAUGAUCUGAGGCCUCUCUUCUCACCAACAUCCUAUAGUAUCUCUCUGCCAGAGAACACAGCCAUACGCACAAGCGUGGCCAAGGUCACAGCCACUGAUGCUGACAUCGGUACGAAUGGAGAAUACUACUAUAGUUUCAGAGAGUGGACGGACAUGUUUGCGGUUCAUCCAACCAGCGGUGUGGUGACGCUGACUGGCAAACUGGACUUCUCUGAGACAAAGCUGUACGAGUUAGAGAUACUAGCAGUGGAUAGAGGAAUGAAGUUGUACGGUAGCAGUGGCUUCAGCAGCAUGGCCAAGCUUGCAGUCAGGGUGGAGCAGGCCAACGAGUAUGCACCCGUCAUUACUGCAGUAUCCUUGGCCCCAUCCGAUACAGACCACGACCCCACCUAUGCUAUUGUGACAGUGGAAGACAAUGACCAGGGACCAAAUGGAGAGAUAGCAUCAUUGAGCAUUGUCGCUGGUGACCCGCUACAACAGUUUAAAGCUGUUAGAAGUAGCCCCGGGAGCAAAGAGUAUAAAAUAAAAGCAGUGAAAGAUGUUGACUGGGACAGCCAGCCUUUUGGAUACAACCUUACUUUACAGGCUAAAGACAAAGGCAGCCCCCCUCAAUUUUCUUCUGCUAAAUUGGUGCAUGUCACUUCAGCACAGUUCAAAGUGGGCCCUCCUGUCUUUGAAAAGGCAGUGUACAGAGUCAAUUUGAGUGAAUUUGCCCCUCUUCAUACACCUGUCACUAUGGUAACAGCUGUGCCAAAGUAUCCACAGAUAAAAUAUGCUUUUAGACACAAAUCUGACAAGAGCAAAUUUAUUAUCAAUCCAGAUACUGGCUUAAUCAGCACUGCUGGACAAAUCACUGCUGAUUCUGUCCCCCAAUAUGAGCUAGAUGUGAUCACCAGUGACAGAAAAGCAGCAACAAAAGUGAUUGUUGAUGUGAUUGAUGUAAACAACAACGCACCUGAGUUCAAGCAGACAUCUUAUGAUGCCACUGUUGAUGAGAAUGUACCCGUAGGGACCAGUGUGGUAACGGUUAAAGCCUCCGAUCCAGACAGAGGUGAGAAUGGCUACGUGACUUAUAGCAUUACCAAUCUGAGCCCGCAACCAUUUGUCAUUGACUACUUCUCUGGUGUUAUCAGUACCUCAGAAGUCCUAGAUUAUGAGCUCAUGCCCAGGAUUUACAAUCUCAAAGUCAGGGCAUCAGACUGGGGAUCCCCUUUCCGGAGAGAGGUGGAGGCAUCAGUCAAAAUAACAUUAAAUAACCUCAAUGACAAUAAGCCCCUGUUUGAAAAUGUAGACUGUGAAGUGACCGUGCCAAGGGACCAUGGCGUGGAAGAGCAGAUUACAACUGUGUCUGCCAUAGAUGCUGAUGAACUGCAGCUUGUACGGUACAAACUGAAAGGCGGGAAUGAUCUUGACCUGUUUGAACUGAACCCAAACUCUGGCAUGCUUUCGCUGAAGCACACGCUGAGUGAGGGAGAGGCAGCUAAAGUGUCCUUUCAUAGCUUACAAAUCAUAGCAACCGAUGGCGAACGUGAGACCCAGCCAAUGCUCAUGAACAUAACCGUCAUUACUGCACGUAAGCCUGUCCAGAUAAAAUGUGUUGAAACUGGUGUUGCUACCAUGUUGGCUGAGAAGCUGCUUCAGGGCAGCAAAAUCCACACGCAACCCGAGACAGAGGACAACUUUUUGGACAUUCACUCAGUCAAUCGGUACUCUCCCCAGUAUGCAGACUCUUUCCCCAGUGUUAUUGAAGUGAAAGAGGACCUUCCUGUUGGAGCCCGGAUUGUCCAUUUAAGUGCCACAGACUCAGAUAGUGGCUUCAAUGGAAAACUAGUAUUUGUUAUCUCAGGGGGAGACACAGAAAGCCGCUUCAUAGUAGACAUGGAAACUGGUUGGCUUCUGGUUUAUUCUCCACUUGAUAGAGAAACAACGGACCAUUAUACCCUCAACAUCACAGUUUAUGAUCUUGGCAUUCCACAGAAAUCAUCAUCACGCCUCUUGGAUGUAAAAAUCCUAGAUGCCAAUGAUAAUAGCCCCCAAUUUUUGCAAGAUUCCUAUUCAGUUGAAAUAAGUGAGAGCACACCAGUUGGAACGGAAAUCAUCCAGGUAGACUCCACAGACAAGGAUCAGGGCAGUAAUGGCAUUGUCAAGUAUUCAAUUUUGGGAGGCACGGAUCAAUUUGCUAUUAACAAAGAGACUGGUGUAGUGACUGUGACAAAGGCACUGGAUCGGGAGCUCAGUCCAGUUUACGUUUUGAAGAUUGCGGCACGUGACCAGGCAGUGAAUGAGCCACAGCUAGUGUCCACUGUGCAACUUAGGAUCACCUUAGAAGAUGUGAAUGAUAAUCCACCUAAAUUUGUCCCCCCUAAUUACCAUGUGAAGGUGAGGGAAGACCUUCCUAUUGGUACUGUUAUUAUGUGGCUGGAGGCUCAUGACCCUGAUAUUGGACCUUCCAGUCAGGUACGAUACAGCCUUAUUGAUAACGGAGGUGGGAAAUUUGAAGUAGACAAAGUCAGCGGAGCCGUGCGGAUCGUGCAAAAUCUAGAUUAUGAGACAAAACAGGUGUACAACGUCACGGCAAAGGCUAAAGACAAAGGGAAGCCCAUAUCCUUGUCGUCAACCUGCUUCAUUGAGGUGGAUGUGGUGGAUGUGAACGAGAACCUGCACCGGCCUUUAUUCCGAUCAUUUGUGGAAAAGGGAUUUAUAAAGGAGGAUGCAGAUGUUGGGACUUCGGUAAUGACUGUAACAGCUGAGGACGAAGACAGUGGACAAGAUGGAGAGAUCCGCUACUCCAUAAGAGAUGGCUCUGGCCUGGGGAUAUUUACCAUUGAUGAGCAAACAGGUAUUAUUCGAACGCAAGAAGCGCUGGAUCACGAGACAAUACCUCACUACUGGCUCACAGUCUACGCCAUGGACCGCGGUGUGGUGCCACUCUCUGCCUUCGUCGAGGUCUACAUCGAAGUGCAGGACGUCAACGAUAAUGCGCCGCAAACCGCGGAACCCGUCUACUACCCCUCUGUUGUGGAGAACUCCCCGAAAGAUGUGUCAAUCAUCAAGAUAAAUGCAGUGGAUCCAGAUGACAAGGCCAGUGAUAAACUCACAUACCGGAUCACAAGUGGCAAUCCUCAGGGUUUCUUUGCCAUCAACACCAAGACAGGUCUGGUUACUACCACUUCAAGGAAACUGGACAGAGAACAGCAGGAUGAGCACAUUCUUGAGGUCACCAUCACCGACCACGGCGUCCCCGCCAAAUCCACCACGGUGCGUAUCAUUGUCCAAGUACUUGAUGAGAACGACAACAGGCCGCUGUUCCUGGAGAAGAUCUACAAGAUCCGACUGCCCGAGCGCGAGAAGCCAGAGAAAGAGAGAGUCACAAAGAGGGACCCAGUGUACCGGGUCAUCGCAUCAGACCGCGAUGAUGGGCCCAACGCUGAAAUCUCCUACAGCAUCGAGGAGGGAGACGAACAUGGCAAGUUCUUUAUAGAGCCCAAGACCGGCCUCGUUUCUUCCAAGAAGUUUUCUUCUGCUGGUGAAUACGACAUUCUCACGAUUAAAGCCGUUGACAAUGGACGUCCUCAGAAAUCCUCCACUUGUCGUCUGCACAUCGAGUGGAUUCCCAAACCAGAAGUGCCAGCUGACGCAGCUCCCCUGCUGUUUGAAGAGUCUCCCUUCAGCUUCUCCGUAAUGGAAAGCGACCCUGUGGCACACAUGGUGGGCGUCGUUGCCACUGAGUCAUCUGACGUCCCCGUGUGGUUUGAAAUCACAGACGGCAUAGAGGAUUCUGAGAUGUUUUACAUCCUUCAGAUGGCUUGCGACCACAACUGUACAGCAGAAGGUGGUAAUUAUGACAGUCGCUUUGACGUGGGCAAGGCCAGCGGAACCUUGAUUGUAGCGCGGCGUCUGGAUGCUGAGCAGAAAUCAAAUUACAACCUGACAGUGGAAGCUACGGAUGGGACACGAACUGUCAGCACCCAGGUGCUCAUUCGUGUCAUCGACACAAACAACCACCGGCCGCAGUUCUCGCAGCAGACGUAUGUUGUGAACAUCCCUGAGGACAAACCAGAAGGGAGUGAGGUCAUGCAGAUCAGUGCUGUGGACAGAGACGAGAAGAACAAACUGACCUUUACCCUCCUGAGCAGCACAGAUCCAGUCAGCCUGAGGAAGUUCCGAUUAGAUCCAGGAACGGGCACUCUGUACACUGCUGAGCGACUGGAUCAUGAGACUAUGCAUCAUCACAUCCUCACUGUUAUGGUUAGAGACCAGGACAUUCCAGUAAAGAGGAACCUUGUACGUGUUAUAGUCAAUGUGGAUGACACCAACGACAAUGCACCCUGGUUUAUUGGCACACCGUACACUGGCCGUGUGUUUGAAUCAGCCACCGUAGGCUCAGCUGUGCUUCAGGUCACCGCUCUAGACAAAGACAAAGGCCACAAUGCAGAGAUCGUCUACAACAUUGAAUCAGGAAAUUUUGCAAACUCAUUUGCCAUUGACCCCGUGCUUGGAACAAUCACAGUAGCCAAAGAGCUCGAUCGCCGCAGCAAGACCCUGUUUGAACUUACCAUUAAAGCAUCUGAUAAUGGAACGCCUCUACUCUCAACUACAGCCACUGUUCAUAUUGUGGUAACAGUUUCUGACAAUGCAGCCCCCAGAUUCAGUGAAAAGGAGUUUUCAGCCGAGGUCAGUGAAGCCGCUCAUCCAGGAAGUUUUGUGAGUUUGGUCACCGCUGUCAGCCAGUCGUCCGUCUUCUAUCAAAUUAAAGGUGGCAAUAUCAACAGUGCAUUUGAUAUAAACCCAAACUCCGGAGUGGUUGUGACCCAGGGAGCUUUAGAUUAUGAGACCACCUCUCAUUACACGCUCAUCAUACAGGGAACCAACAUGGCUGGAGUGGCUAGCAACGCAACACUGCAGAUUCAUCUAAAGGACGAAAAUGACAACGCUCCAAUCUUUCUCCAGAGGGAAUUCAAAGGAGUAAUCAGCGAGUCUGCUCCCAUUAACAGUGUUGUUCUGACCCAUGAGAACACUCCUUUUGUCAUUCGAGCUUCUGAUGCUGAUUGUGAUCAGAAUGCCAUGCUAAUCUAUCAAAUAGUCGAACCUUUUGCACACAACUACUUUGCCAUUGAUUCCAGCACUGGAGCCAUCAGAAUUAUAACAUCUCUGGAUUAUGAACAAAGAAGUGUUUUCCGGUUCACUGUUCAGGUCCAUGAUUUGGGAAUGCCAGGCCUGUUUGCAGAGACAGCAGCCAAUGUGACCAUUGAAGUAAUUGAUAUUAAUGACUGCCCACCAGUUUUUAGCCAAAAAUUCUACGAGGCAACUGUCAUAAUGCCAACAUUCAAAGGGGUGGAAGUCAUUGAAAUUAACGCUACAGACUCCGACUCUGCUCCUAACUCCAAACUCCUUUUCUCCAUCUCUGAGGGUAAUAUUGGUGAUAAAUUUAAGAUGGAUCCGAUCACAGGCAUAAUCUCCAUUCAGAAUGUCACACAAUUAAGGAGUCGAUAUGAAUUAAAGGUUAGGGUGUCAGAUGGUCGAUUUGCCACUGUUGCUACAGUAAAGAUAAAUGUCAGAGAAAACAAAGAGAAUAAGGUUAAGUUCACCAGGGAGUCCUACAAAGCCACCGUCCAAGAGAACUCAUCUGAGAAGAAAACUCUAGCUGUCAUUGCUGCUGUUGGGAACCAGGUGAACGAGCCUUUGUUCUUCAAGAUUUUAAACCCUGACAGCAGGUUUGAAAUCAGUCACACAUCCGGAGUAAUCUCAACUACCGGGAUACCAUUUGAUCGGGAGGUACAGGACACAUACGAUAUCAUUGUUGAGGUCACUAAAGAGGACAAAACUGAAGAUGUCUCCCAUGUUGUGGCAACUGUAACGGUGGAAGAUGUGAAUGACAACAAACCUAUGUUUGUGAACCUCCCCUAUCAUGCCCUAGUUCAGAUGGAUGCAGAGGAAGGCCGGGUCAUCAGGCAGGUCACUGCAGUAGAUAAGGACAUGGGUUCAAAUGCAGAAAUUCAUUAUUACCUAAAGGAGCAUCAGGAGCAUUUUGAAAUUAGCCCCUCUGGCGAAAUAUCCCUCAAAAAGAAAUUUGAGAAGGAAUCACUCAACACAGACUUUGUCAUUGUUGUCAUGGCCAAAGAUAAUGGAGACAUGCCUCUCUCAGCUGAAGUAGAUGUCCCAAUAACCGUGGUGAACAAAGCAAUGCCUAUAUUUGAGAAGCCAUUUUACAGCAUUGAAAUCCCUGAAAACAUUCAGUUACACACACCUGUGCUUCAUGUUCAGGCCAAUUACUCAGAGAGCCCUCGUAUUGUGUACACUAUCUCUGAAGGAGAUCCUUUUAAACAGUUCUCCAUUGAUUUUAACACAGGUGUAAUUCAUGUGAUUCAGCCUUUGGACUUUGAGACACACCCUGCUUAUAAAUUAAAUGUGAGAGCCACCGACUCUCUGACUGGAGCACAGUCAGAGGUGUUUGUUGAUAUCAUACUGGAAGAUGUGAACGACAACGUCCCUGUGUUCCUUUCAAAGACCUACUACACCAAUAUUUCUGAGGCCGCUGUCAUUGGUACAUCAGUUUUGCACGUUGACGCCAAAGAUUCUGAUACUGGUAACAACCAGGAACUGUUCUUUCAGUUGGUCGAGGAAAAGGGCGAAAGCUCAGAGUACUUCACCAUCGACCGUGACACAGGAAUGAUCUCUGUCGCUCAAGUACUGGAUUACGAGGAGAUCCAGCAGCACAGGUUGAGAGUUCGUGUUGUGGAUGGAGGCGUUCCAGCCCUCUCCAGUGAUGUCAUUGUGACAAUAGAUGUAACGGACCUAAAUGAUAACGCUCCAAAAUUUACAGAAAGAACGUACAAAACUUCUACCAGUGAUCUGGCCCCACGUGGACACUUCAUCACCCAAGUCCAAGCAUCAGAUGCUGAUACCUCAGAUUCAAAUAACUUGGAAUUCUCAAUUGUAUCUGGAAACGAAGAUCAGAACUUUGCUAUAGACAAGCACACAGGAGCGAUUGUUAUUUCCAACCACCGCAGGCCACAUAUGCUGCCUCUUUACAACCUCACUGUAUCGGUUACUGACGGUGUAUUCAGAAGCUCAUGUGUUGUCAUGGUCACAAUUAUUGGUGCCAACUUCCACAACCCUACUUUUGCUCAGAUGGACUAUGUGGUGGAGCUCAUUGAAAACUCACCUGUCGGUACCUUGGUAGCAGAAGCAAAGGCAACAGAUGAUGAUGACGGCAUUUAUGGGCAAAUAACAUACCAAAUUGUCAAUGAUGUUGCAAAAGACAAGUUCUCUGUCAAUAACAAUGGCGAGAUUUUUUCUUUGGAGAGUCUUGAUCGUGAGAACAACAAUGAGAAGGUCAUUCCAAUUUCUCUCGUCGCCAAAGAUGGCGGCGGAAAAGUGGGAUUUUGUAUUGUCAAUGUCAUUCUCACAGAUGUCAAUGACAAUGCCCCACAAUUCAGAGCAGCUGAGUAUAAAGCCACUAUUUCAUCGGAUGUUCCAAGGGGAACCUCUGUGGUUAAAAUUGCCGCUUCGGACAUGGAUGAGGGAAGCAAUGCUGACAUUCAGUAUUCGAUAGAAGCAGAUGUUGAAAAUGUGGAGGAGAACUUUGAAAUCCAUCCAAUCUCUGGGGUCAUUGUAACCAAAGAGAGUCUCAUUGGACUUGAAAAUGAGCUGUAUGCAUUCUUUGUCAGGGCAAAGGAUACUGGGAACCCAUCUAAAAAUUCAGUUGUGCGGGUUUACGUCAGGAUUGUUGCACCUGAGACCCCAAUUCCCAAAUUUGCGGAAUCACAUUACCGUUACACUAUUGCUGAAGACCUUCCCAUUGGCACAGAAAUCGAUGUGAUUCAGGCAGUGAGUGAGCAACCAGUUGUCUACAGCCUCGUGAAAGGAAACACUCCUGAGAGCAAUGAAGACGAAGUGUUUGUUGUAGACAGAGACAGUGGUGCCUUGAAACUUCAAAAAAGCCUCGACCAUGAAACUACCAAAUGGUACCAACUCACGUUGCUCGCCCAAACCAAACAAGAGAACUAUGAGAUAGUUUCAUCUGUAAUUGUAAACAUCCAAGUGAAAGACCUCAAUGACAACAAGCCGGUCUUUGAGUCAGAUCCAUAUGAGGCUGUCAUUGUGGAGAACCUUCCAAGUGGGACUCAAGUAAUCCAAGUCAAAGCCACAGACCAAGACUCUGGAACCAACGGCCACGUCCUUUACAGCCUCAAUCCCAAGCAAAACUUGCCGGAGAUCAGUGAACUGUUUGCUGUCAACAGUGAAACUGGAUGGGUGACCACACUAAAAGAGUUAGACCGUGAAAAGUUGAACAAAUACGCUAUUGCUGUUCUGGCCGCAGACCAAGGGGAUAAGAUUCAACAUACUACUGGCACCAGAGUGGAGGUAACAGUUGCUGAUGUAAAUGACAACCCACCCCGCUUCACCGCAGAGAUCUACAAAGGCACAGUGAGUGAAGAUGACCCUCCCAGUGGGGUGAUCGCUAUUCUCAGCACCACAGAUGAUGACUCUGAGGACAUCAAUAAGCAAGUGAACUACUUCAUCACAGGAGGGGACCUUCUCGGCCAGUUUGCCAUAGAACAUAUUCAGAAUGAGUGGAAAGUCUCUGUCAGGAAGCCCUUGGACCGUGAAGAGAGGGACAAUUAUCUCCUUAACAUUACUGCCAGUGAUGGCGUCUUCACUGCCAAAGCCAUUGUGGAGGUCAAAGUGCUGGAUGCCAAUGACAACAGCCCAGUAUGCGAAAAGUCUCUGUACAGCGAGAGUGUCCCAGAGGACUCCCCUGCUGGCAGACUCAUCUUGCAGGUCUCUGCCACAGAUGCAGACAUUCGCUCAAAUGCCCAAAUCUCCUACGAGCUCCAGGGACUUGGAUCGGAAUUGUUUGUCAUCGACUCUGAUACAGGGGAGUUGAAGACCUUACAGCCUCUGGACAGAGAGGAGCAAGUUGAGCACAGGUUCAAAGUGCGGGCAGUGGACGGUGGAGGGUGGUACUGUGAGGCUGACAUCCACAUCACCGUAGAAGACGUCAACGACAACCCGCCGCAGUUCUCAUCCGACCCUUACACCAUCACAGUCUUCGAGAACACAGAGACGGGGACAUAUGUGGCAAAACUGCAGGCGAAUGACGUCGACACUGGUUUCAACGGCGACAUCCUCUACUCAUUAGCCGAUUCCGCCGACGGAUAUUUUUCAAUCGACGAGCACACUGGCGUCGUGAGCCUGGAGCGUCUCCUGGACCGCGAGGUGCAAUCGGUGUACGAGCUCAAAGCCCGCGCGAGUGACCAGGGUUCGCCACGUCUCUCCUCGCUGUGUCAGGUGGUGAUCUCAGUCCUGGACAUCAAUGACAACCCACCGGUGUUUGAGCACCGUGAAUACACAGCCACUGUAUCGGAGGAUGUGGUUGUAGGCACACAGGUGCUCAGAGUGCAGGCGACCAGCCGGGACAUGGAGGCCACUGGAGAGAUUUCUUACAGCAUCAUCAGUGGAAAUGAGCAUGGAAUGUUCAGUGUGGACCCUCAUACUGGUGACAUCUUUGUGAUCGACUCACUUGACUAUGAGGUCUCCCAUGAAUACUACAUCACCCUAGAAGCCACAGAUGGGGGCUCCCCGCCGCUCAGUGACAUGGCUACUGUGAACAUCAACCUGACUGAUGUCAAUGACAACAGACCCGCCUUCAGCCAGGAUGUCUACACGGCGGUCGUCAGUGAGGACACGGAACUGGGAAAGACCGUGAUGGCGGUGAUGGCUGAGGAUCUUGACGGACCUUCCUAUAAUCACGUGCGGUUCUACAUCGUCGACGGAAACCAAGGCAGUCCUUUCACCAUCGACCCGGUCAGAGGGGAGCUUAAAGUUGCUCGCCAGUUGGACAGAGAGAGGACUUCGGGGUACACUCUGAUGGUGGUUGCCUCAGACAACGGUGUGCCCCCUCUUUCCAGCAGUGCCAUGAUCAACAUCGACAUCUCGGAUGUCAACGACAACCCGCCCCUUUUCUCCCAGGCAAACUACAGCCUCAUCAUCCAGGAAAAUCGACCAAAAGGCACCAGUGUUCUUCAGCUCACAGUAACCGACCGGGAUGCUUCCCACAACGGCCCACCUUUCGCCUUUGACAUCGUGGAUGGGAAUGAGGGUGAUGCGUUCCACAUCAAUCAGCAGGGAGCUCUAGUAGCUGUGGGGGCGCUGAACAAAAAAACGAAAGAACACUACCUACUUCAAGCGCAGGUGUCAGACAGCGGCAAACCUCCACUCCGCUCCACCGCCUUCAUCAGCGUACGCAUUAUUGAGGAGAGCAUUUACCCUCCUGCCAUUCUUCCUCUGGACAUUUUCAUCUCCACAGCUGGUGAUGAGUACUCAGGUGGUGUCCUGGGCAAGAUCCACGCCACUGACCAGGACAUCUACGACACGCUCACCUACAGCCUCGCCCCCUCUUCCUCCUCCUCCUCCUCAUCCACAGACGAGAGUGGUGCUUUGUUUUCAGUUUCUGCCUCUGAUGGUAAAGUGAUCGCCCUUAGGCCACUAGAUGUGGGUCAUUACUCUCUCAAUGUGACAGUGACAGACGGGCGCUUCACCACAGCUGCUGAUGUCACCGUGCAUGUUCGCCAAGUCGCUUCGCAGGCCCUCGACAACUCUAUUGCUGUGCGCUUUGCAAAUAUUGCUCCCGAGGAGUUUAUUGGAGACUACUGGCGCAAUUUCCAGCGAGCAUUGAGGAACAUUGCUGGUGUGAGAAGGAGUGAGGUACAGUUAGUGAGCCUGCAGCCAUCAGGGCAAGAUCUGGACGUGCUGCUGACUCUGGAGAGAUCUGGAAGCCCCUAUCAGUCCCAGGAGGUCGUGUUCCGUAAGCUGAACUCGUCUACAGCCGUCAUUGAGGAGAUGACCGGGGUUCGGAUCAUACGGGUGGUGCAGAAGCUGUGUGCGGGGCUGGACUGCCCUCUUCGCUUCUGCAAUGAGGUCAUCUCCCUGGAUAAGUCCACCAUGUCCACUUACAGCACAGCUCGCCUCAGCUUCGUCACCCCACGACACCAGAGAACUGCAACCUGCCAGUGUGACGGUGGCAAAUGUCCUGUACUGAACAACCUGUGUGAGAACAACCCCUGUCCUGAGGGUAUGGAGUGUGUGGCAGAUCCUAGAGCCACCAUGUACAGUUGUGUGUGUCCUGAGGGCAAAAAGAGCCAAUGCUCUGAUGGCCACUCGCUGAUGUUCAGUGGCAGCGGCUAUGUGAAGUAUCAUCUGAUGGAGACCGAGAACAAGGAGCUGAUGAAACUGUCUCUGAGGCUCAGGACCUUCUCCAGCCACGCUACUGUCAUGUACGCCAAAGGAACAGACUACAGCGUCCUUGAGAUUGUGAACGGCCGCCUGCAGUACAAGUUUGAUUGUGGCAGUGGCCCUGGCCUGGUGUCAGUCCACAGCGCUCAGGUUAACGACGGGGAGUGGCACACAGUUUCACUGGAAGUAGACGGUAACUACGCUAAGCUGGUAUUGGACCGAGUGCAUGCCGCCUCAGGCACGGCCCCGGGGACCCUGCGUACCCUCAACCUCGACAACAGCAUUUACUUUGGCGGUCACGUACGCCAGCAUGCCUCCCCCCGCCACGGUCGCAGCCUGCCUGUCACCAACGGGUUCCGUGGCUGCAUGGAGGCCAUCACCCUGAACGGCCAGGAGCUGCCUCUCAACACCAAAGCCCACCGCGCCCACGCUGUGCUGGAGGACAUCAUGGAUGUGGCCCCAGGCUGUGCACUUGCACCUGCUGAGAGUUGUUCCAGCAAUCCCUGCACCAACGGAGGGAGCUGCACCUCGCUGCCUAAUGGAGGUUAUUUCUGUAAGUGCCCCGCCUCAUUCAUGGGCACCCACUGUGAGGUUGGCAUAAGCCCUUGCGCUUCCAACCCCUGCCUGUACGGAGGCACCUGUGUCCCUCGUGCUGAUGACUUCUAUUGCCAGUGCAGAGGGCAGUACUCUGGACAGAGGUGCCAGUUGGGUCCAUACUGCAGAGACAACCCCUGUAAAAACAGUGGGAAGUGUAUUGACAGUCUGGAUGGUCCAGUGUGUGAGUGCGAGGCAGGGUUCCAGGGCGACAGGUGCCUGAGUGACAUUGAUGAGUGCAUCAACAACCCUUGCACCAACGCGGGCCAGUGCCAGAACACAUAUGGCUCCUACAAGUGUAACUGCUCAGUGGGUUUCUCUGGGCAGAUAUGUGAACUCCGCACCGAGGUCCGCAAUGAAUUUGUCUCCACCUCUUGGAACAUCGGCCUGGAGGAAGUGAUUGGCAUCGUGGUGUUCGUCUCGAGCAUCUUCAUCCUGGUCCUCCUCUUCAUCAUCAUCCGCAAAAAGGCCUGUCGCCGCAGGUCGAAGACCGGCAGCGACGACAAGCAUCUGGGAAGUUCAGGCGUGCCCCACUCCUUCCUCCAGAGGCCGUACUUUGACGCCAAACUCAACAAGAACAUCUACUCUGACAUCCCGCCUCAGGUCCCCGUGCGGCCCAUCUCCUACACUCCCAGCAUUCCAAGUGACUCGCGGAACAACCUGGACAGGAACUCAUUUGAGGGCUCGGCCAUCCCGGAGCACCCAGAGUUCACCACCUUCAACCCAGACUCCGUGCACGGUCACCGCAAGACGGUGGCCGUGUGCAGCGUGGCACCCAAUCUGCCGCCACCCCCUCCCUCCAACUCAGUCUCAGACAGCGACUCCAUCCAGAAGCCGAACUGGGACUAUGAUUAUGACACUAAAGUGGUAGACUUAGACCCGUGCAAGAAGCCUGUGGAGGACAGUGCCUGUCACCCCUAUAACACCAGGGGCAGCAUGUCUGAGGUGCAGUCUCUCAGCUCCUUCCAGUCAGAGUCCUGCGAUGACAACGCCUCCAUAGUGACAGUAAUCCACCUUGUCAACUGUGUUAUUGACACGGUGGAAGGAGAAGAGUCUUUUUUGGCUCAUGAUCUCAAGAACCCAAGAGGAUAUCACUGGGACACGUCUGAUUGGAUGCCAAGUGUUCAGCUUCCUGGAAUCCAGGAGUUUCCACAGUAUGAGGUUGUGGAGUCGCCUGCCCCUCUGUACAGUGACCCGAGUGCCAUCGACACCGACUACUAUCCCGGCGGCUUCGACAUUGAGAGCGAUUUCCCUCCGCCUCCAGAGGAUUUCACUGCCAAUGACGACCUGCCGCCACCGCCUCUGCCAGAGUAUGCCGACCGCUGCGACACACUGCGGCCCCAGGGCAGAGACUUAGACCCAACCCCGUCUAGCCCAGGCGGCUCGGGCAGGGUCCGACAGCGCCCGGCCCUGCCCCAGCUCUACAGCCUUAACCAGUACCUGCCGCAGCACUCCUACCCAAGUGACGGCGGUGAAACCGAAGGCCAAGGGGCGACCUCCACCUCAGCCAACACCACCCCAGCGUCUACCCUGGGCACCGGUGGCUACAGAGGAGGCUACGCUUUGGGUUGUAGUCUGGACUUUGACUCUUCAGCUCUGGACAACAUGUCCCUGUCUCUGUACACGUCCACAGCCUCUUGCUCGGACAUGUCAGCGUGCUGCGAGGAGUCCGAGGCGAUGAUAAGCGACUACGAAAGCGGCGACGAGGGCCACUUUGAGCGGCUGGCCAUCCCAGCGCUGGACUCCCAGCAGCACACUGAAGUCUGACACUGGAUCCAAACAAAAGUGCCUGAAACCACAGCUACACCUUCUGGUAGCGCCCUCACACACGGAAUGCGCACAGUAUGUGGACACACUGAACACAACGCGUACGCAUGCAGUGAAUUGAGUGAAAACACACUGACGGUGAAGGCCGGUCGACUGAGAAAAUCUGAAGAUAUUACAGAAGAGACUCUGUAGCAUCUUUGCAUCUCCUCAGCGCAACUCCUGAGCCUCCCAGCUGGUGGUGCUGCUGCUUUAAGUGACUGUCAUCUCACACAGGAAGUAGAUUGUCUGAAGGAUCAUUUCAAUGUACAAGAGAAAAACAGAAAAAAAAACAUCAUGAGAAGAAAAAAAGAGUAUUUCACCACAAUAUCUUUGUUUCUAUGAAUAAAAACCAAGCAAAAUGUUUUUAUACAAGUCCUCGUUGUCAUUGUAAAUUUAAAUGUACAGUUUUGAUUUCAAAGUUUAAUAGGUUUUGUAGAUAUUCUAUGCUUUUAUUUUCAAAAAAAAGAAAAGAAAGUUAAAUGGUGUGACAUUAUCGGCCUUACUGUGCUUACAUUCACAAAAAAAUCAAUGAAAUGUUAAAAAAAAAAUCAAAAAACAGAGAGAAGAGCGUGGCUUUCCCCGCACACAGCGUACUCGGCGUAAAAGUUUAUCGUCUCCUGCUCAUUCACAAAAAAAAAAGAAGAAAAAAGGGUCUUCAGUGAACGACUGCAUAUUAUUGUGUUUGUUGUUUUAUUUUUUAUGUUUGUUUGUAAAUUUUGACUUUGGAACCUCUUUAUUUUUCCACCAAGAAAAUGGGACCCAAUAUAUUUAUAGUGCAGAGUUAAUCCAUGGACACGUGACUUUUUCAGGUGUCCGUGUGUGUGAGCAAUGCUAUGGUCUUGUUUAAGGUUUUUAUUGAAUACUGCCACAAGCUCAUGCUUUCCUACUGGCAAUAAAUUAUUCCUAAAAAAUA